This is a messenger RNA of Talaromyces proteolyticus, 573 nucleotides long. RefSeq lists its product as uncharacterized. Lineage: Eukaryota; Fungi; Ascomycota; Eurotiomycetes; Eurotiales; Trichocomaceae. The record is from RefSeq and is a predicted model, not a curated record. The transcript has a single exon. The coding region runs from base 1 to 573 and encodes 190 amino acids.
AUGUCUGGAAAGACAGAAGGGCGAGGGAACAAUGGCGGCAGCGUACCUGAUAGAAUGCGAAGUCGGGGCGGCGAGGGAGCCAUUGUGACUGCAGGGAGGGAAGCCGCUUUGGAGCAGACGGGUGCGAGAGGAAGGAAUCACCGGCGGUUCCAGUUCGAUGGCUCCAGUAUUCUCGUUGUCGUGUUCAAAACAAAGCGUGUGGGAGCGAUGGGAAGGUGCGAUCGAUGGUCAAUGAUGGAUCCGCACAGUGAGCGAGGGCAGCGUGAGAAACGAGACGAUGGACCGAUGUAUCGUCAAAAAAAAUGCCAGGACGAAAACGAACGACAGCGGCAAGCCCGGGAGGCGCAGGAGAAGGAGGGCGAGCGAGUCGCAGAUGAGAGAAGGGGAGAGGAGAGAGGAGAGAGCGAGCAAGCCUGGCAGGUGGUGACUCUGGUGAGGCGGUCGGUAGUAACGAGAGACUGCAGAGGGAGAAAAGGCACACUCGGCGUCGAGGAUAGGAGGGCCGUGGUGGUGAUGGAGGAGGACGGGAAGAUGGAAGGAGCAGCAAGCAGCAAGCAGCAAGCAGGCAGUUAG